Messenger RNA from Carica papaya (papaya), 1103 nucleotides. RefSeq names its product PSF2 (gene PSF2). The record is from RefSeq and is a predicted model, not a curated record. Gene Ontology annotation, biological process: double-strand break repair via break-induced replication; DNA replication. NCBI's taxonomy places the organism in Eukaryota, Viridiplantae, Streptophyta, Magnoliopsida, Brassicales, Caricaceae. Gene Ontology annotation, cellular component: GINS complex; nucleus.
GUAUAAGCGGGAAGGGGUAAGCACCUCGCUUCCUUUCCCGCCUUCAUAUACGCACGGUAGUUUAGGGUUCACGUGAUCGGCAACCGCAAACCUUCUGGAUUCCAUCUCAAUAGAAGUAAUCAAAGUUCCUACCUCUGUAGCUGCAAGAUAAUCGCGGCCUUCUUUUAUUUCAAAUCAAAAUUAACAUCCAUUUUUGGAAUCAUAAACCCUAUAUUCUCUACCCUAUACUCAUGGCCGGUCAAUCUGAUCCUCACGUCUCGCUCUUCUCUGCUCAAGAGGUCGAGUUCAUGGCGGAGGAUGAAUUAAUAGAGAUUGUUCCAAAUAUGAGAAUGGAUCCACUUAAUUUCAUCUGUGGAGAUUUUGGUCCGUUUUUUCCGCAGAUACCCACUCAGGUGCCACUCUGGCUUGCGGUGGCACUGAAAAAGAGAGGCAAAUGUGCAAUUCGGCCUCCCCAGUGGAUGUCUAUUGAAAAUUUGACCAACAUUUUGGAAGGGGAACGAGAAUCCCAAGUAACAUUUCAGGCACUACCAUUUCAUUAUGUGGAGAUAUCGAGACUUCUUUUUGAUCAUGCUCGUGAUGACAUUCCUGACAUAUAUAUGGUAAGGUCUCUUGUCGAAGAUAUCAGGGAUGUACGGCUUCAUAAAAUCGAGACCAACUUAGAGACAUUCAGUGGUACAUCUGCAGUGAAGGUUGCUAAUCUAUCUGCAAUGGAAGUGAAUAUAGUUCGCCCAUUUGUUAGAAGAGCUUUACAAGCAUUUUAUAAACAUGAUAAGCCGGAGCCAACUUUGGAUAGAAAUGAAAGGCCUCAAAGACGACAAGAAGCUAGUAACGAGCCUAGGCGGCAUCUGAGGCAAAGGUAGUUGGUGCUCUCUUUCCAAUUGUCAUCUUAGUGACCUUCAGAAACAAACUUCAAGUACCUUAUAGUGAAGGUAUGUCAAAUGAACUUGUUAUCCUUGAAGAAGUGUAAUUUUUUCUUUCGUUUUGUCCGUGUAGUUAUGACAUAGAUAUUCUUUAUGGAGGACAUCCAUAUUGAGCUAUGUUACUGUAUUUUCUAUAUUUCUUUUUCUUUGGCUGAGAAAAAGCAUAAUACUUAAUAUAAAUCA